AUGCAGGAGUUGGCUUUAUCUAUAGCAGAUCCUUGGAUGGUGAUAGGGGAAUUUAAUGAGAUUAUUUCUCAUCAUGAGAAGAUAGGUAAAAAGGUUACUGUUAAACUCUCUAGCAGCUUUCAAGAUUGCCUAUCAUUCUGUCAUUUGGAGGAUUUAAAGUUCUCAGAAGCUGUUUUUCUCCCAGAAGGACUCUUUGAUCAUAGUCCAGUCCUUGUUCACUUCUAUUUGGAGUUUGCACCGGAGAAGAAACCAUUUAGAUACUUUCGGAUGUGGAAAGAAGCUCCCUCUUAUGCUGCCAAGAUUCAGACCAGUUGGAAUAUUCCAGUUGUUGGUACUGAAAUGUUUCAAGUGGUUUCUAAAUUGAAAAGGUUGAAACAGGUUUUAUCGGGUAUUAAUAGAGAAGGUUUUUCUGAUAUACAACAGACAAAAUUUAAGGCAAAAUUUUUGCUGAGGGAGCUUCAGGAAAAAUUGCAAAAGGAUCCGCUUAAUGACUGCAUUAUUAAUCAAGAACAAGUGGCUAGAGAAAAUUUCCUCCAUUUCCAUAAAGCAUACAUGAUGUUUUUGGCACAAAAGGCUAAAGUAAUUUGGCUGGCUAGUGGAGAUGAGAAUACUCAUAUUUUCCAUGCAUCUCUGAAGGCUAGGCGGAUACAGAACAGGAUUCUCUCCAUCAAGAAUGAGUGUGGCAUUUGGGUAGACACACCAGAUGGGAUGAAAGCUCCAGGCCCAGAUGGAUAUAGUAGCUACUUCUAUCAAGAUAACUGGAAUUUGGUGGGUUUGGAGGUUAGUGCAGCUGUUCUAUCCUUCCUCAAAUCGGGUAAAUUGCUCAAAGAGAUUAAUGCCACAACUAUUACUCUCAUUCCUAAGACCAUUUGCCCGUAUAAUGUUUGUGAUUUCAGACCCAUUGCAUGUUGUAAUGUCAUUUAUAAAGCAGCGUCUAAGAUGAUUUGUUCAAGACUUCGUCAAGUUCUUCCUGACUUAUUAGCAGAAAAUCAAGGGGGAUUUGUUCAUGGUAGAUACAUAGCAUACAACAUCAUGAUAUGUCAAGACUUAGUUCGACAUUAUGGGAGGAAAAAUUGCAAACCAUGUUGUAUGAUCAAGUUGGAUUUGAGGAAAGCUUAUGACACCAUAGAGUGGGAUUUUAUUGAAGAGAUGCUCAUAGCCUUUCAUUUUCCUCUGAAAUUUAUUCAGCUUAUUAUGAUUUGUGUUCAAACACCAAGGUAUUCAUUGAUGAUUAAUGGCUCAAUGCAUGGUUUCUUUGCAUCUAAGAGAGGAUUGCGACAAGGGGAUCCUAUGUCUCCAGUACUAUUUGUACUUGGCAUGGAAUAUCUGUCCAAAAUCAUGCUUAAAGUUGGCUCAUCUUCAGGUUACAAAUUUCAUGGCAGGGGGCUUAAAUUGUUUUCAAAGACUUCGGGACUUAUUCCAAAUGAAACUAAAUUUGCAAUCUAUUGUAGUGGCAUGCCUGAGACUGAGAUUGUUAGAGUGCUGGAUGUUUCAGGGUUCACUCGUAGUACCCUUUCAUUCCGGUACCUUGGUAUCCCAAUAUGUUCCAAGCAUAUUUCUUCUGCUGAAUGUGGGGUGAUUCUCGAAAAAAUGUUACUGAGGGAUAUAGAGGCCAUUUGUAGAGCCUUUCUUUGGAAAGGUUUGGCAGAGUCUCAAGGUCCAGGUUUAGUUGCUUGGAACUCUGUAUGCACUCCAAAAGCUGCUGGAGGUUUAGGCUUCAGGAAGAUUUCAGAAUGGAAUUUUGCAUCACUGGGUAAAUAUGUAUGGGCCAUAGCUUCCAAAAAGGAUAACUUGUGGGUUAAAUGGAUCCAUAGCAUUUAUUUGAAGAAGGAGGACUGGUGGGAGUAUUCAGUGCAACCGAAUUGCAGCUGGUAUUGGAAGAAAAUUGUUGCUAUUAAACAUCUCUUUAAAGUCAAGCUGGAUAAGGCAUCUUUUAUAGCAAUGAAAUAUAGUAUUCAAUCCAGAUAUGAUUUACUACAUCAUCAACAUAUUAAUGUACAGUGGAGCAAGUUUGUUUGGGAGAGAAGUAGUAUUCCGAAGCAUAGAUUCAUUCUAUGGUUAGUAAUGCUUCAAAAGUUGAGUACCAGAUCAUAUAUCAGCUGA
This is a messenger RNA of Humulus lupulus (European hop), 2103 nucleotides long. RefSeq lists its product as uncharacterized. Bases 1 to 2103 code for a protein of 700 amino acids. The transcript is spliced from 5 exons. Lineage: Eukaryota; Viridiplantae; Streptophyta; Magnoliopsida; Rosales; Cannabaceae. The record is from RefSeq and is a predicted model, not a curated record.